Molecule: messenger RNA, 3040 nt
Organism: Phaeodactylum tricornutum CCAP 1055/1
Lineage: Eukaryota; Bacillariophyta; Bacillariophyceae; Surirellales; Neidiaceae
Exons: 4
Coding region: 684-2258 (524 amino acids)
Biological process (GO): regulation of flower development
Molecular function (GO): protein binding
Source: RefSeq, a predicted model, not a curated record
CUCAUGUUCUUUUUCAAGCAACACAUCAUUCUAUCGAGGAAAAUCGAUCGUCAAACCCCAAAAUUUUUCCGAGACAAAUUGCGUGAUGUCGAAUGCAUAUUUGUGCAUCUACUGUGGAAAUCGGCUGAUCGCUGAAAAAUGUGUUCAUGCCACUCGGCGGCCCGUUUUCAUAAGAAUCCUUGUUGAAAAUUUGCUAAGGUCACGGAGUCAUGAAAUAAGUCGUGGUACACGAUUUUGCUCCGCGAAAGUACAGCUUUCAUUGUGUGAAAAGGAUAAAGAGAACGAUCGGCUUCGCGAAGCACGCUUCCCAAAUUUCCACCUUCUAGUUUGCAUCGUUGAUCAUCCUGGGUUUAAUUGGCGACCGAUAGAUGCAAAAGAAUUUUCGGAUUCUCUCUCGGGUUGUCAAUCGGAAACCCUUGCCAUUGUUGAAAACAGGAGGCGAAAUACGCGUCUUUCUUCGAUCGGAAAGUUCGCUCUUCCUCCACGUGUUUCGAGCUCUGCUUUUUCUUGCUUCUCCGUGACUGACUGUCCUUGGGAUUUGAAUUAGCCACAGAAUCCCAUAUGCAAAUAUUUUAUUCAGUCCCGAGCUCGUAUGGUAUCUACCGUUUACUAGGAACACUAACGAACUUUCUUCCUCUUUUCCUUACAUUAGAAACAAAUAAAACCCAACUCGACCUUUUGCAAUGACCAACGGAAAUGGAUCCACUGUUUUGAUGAGUCCCACGGCUUCAACGUUGAAGCGCUCUUUGCGUUCGGCGACUCGUGUUCAGUCGGAGCAGCUUGAAGAGGCAGCCCUCAUUAAAGAAGAGAACCAGAUGUUGGAUGACGAAGAGGUCACUUCGGAAGAAGAGGGAGACGGCGACGGCGACACGGUGGUUGAGCGUACCAUUUUCACGGUUGCUUUAGUGAACAGUGUGGUUGAUUCCCAUCAGUCGUCAAGCGAUUUGUCGCAAAAGUCCGAUGGGUCGGCUGACAAUCGCAAAUACGGACUGCGCAAACGAAGGCGUCAAUCGGGGGAAGAUUUGAAACGUCUGGAGCACAAUCAGAUGACCAAAGAUGGAGGGCUUGCUCGUCAGAAGGAUAGGGCAGCCACGCAAGAGUGCGAUAUAUUUGGCGAAACGACAGCUGAGAUUGCUUCCGCUGCGGCAAUCCCAUUACCCCCCGCCACUGCACCAAUAGAAACCCAUAAAAAAGUACAGACUCAGCCGGUGAUCACACAGUUGCGAGUAAAAGAUCCACCACACGUCGCUCGAAAAAACAAUCGACGUCCACUGAAGCCUCCAAAGCCGAUGUCUACACCCAUUUUGCCUUCAUCGAGUUCUGUACCUAAUCCUCUCUCUAAGCCUCUCCCUUCGACUCUAACCCCUAGCUUUCCAACAAAGACAAUCAAAUGUGAACCUGAACAAAGCUUUAAAUCAGUUACAGUGCCAUGUCCUUUACCAGCAGUAGCGUUUGACGAAAAAGUUGACUUUGACGGGGAUAAACGUAAGGUCAAUUUCAAUGACAUGGUAGGGACUACGCGCCUUCGAGGAUUCUCCAUUGACAUGGACUCGGUUGGUCUAGAUUUUCCUGAUGAUAACUCAGUAGCCGAAACUGGGGAUCUUCCUCUUGUAGGAGGACGUCGCGAUCGUGCGUUUUCGUUUGAAUGCUUUGCGUUUGGAAUCAAUGCCGACGAGCCGCUUCCACCUUUGGAACAGUCAGUAAUGUCGCAUCCCGGAGGAGGUAUUGACUCAAUGAGUGGGCGUCUUCGUGGUGACUCGAUUAUUUUUGAUCCCUCCAGUUUUCAGGAAGGUGGUAUUCACGAGCAGACUGCGCUGGAGCGAAAUCGGGCAACUGCAGAGGCACUGAAGCCAACUCUAGUGAUGCCAAAAACAGUUUCUGUGUCGCGAGAAACGCUGGUUCUUCCUCCUCCGUUACUUGCAUCCAAUACCACAGUACCACUUCCAGAAGUCCAGUCUUCGAUGCAGUCCCUGGCGAUGACGAAUUAUGCAGGUACCACCAUGCAGAAUCCUGCAAGUACUACCGUGACGACUCCGGGCGGGUCGGCUACUUUUUCGUUGGAACUGCUCAACAAAGAUGGCCGGAUUGGAAUCUACUUGCCGGACGCACGCCGCGCGCGUAUCGCUCGCUUUCACGCGAAACGGAUUAAACGCAUUUGGCGCAAGCGGAUCAAAUACGAUUGUCGCAAAAAGCUGGCCGAUUCGCGGCCUCGCAUCAAAGGUCGCUUCGUGAAGCGCUCGGAUAUGGACGAUGAAUAAAAUACUCUUAUCUCAUAAAAUAUGUAAAACUUUCUCUUGAUAGACAAUGGCUCUGUACUUUAAACUUUGUUUCGAGUGAAGGCCAUAAGGCUACAAAAACGAACCGCCUACGAAAGAUCGGAUACAACACGUGAAGUCUUGAGCCACGGGUGACUCAUGAUACACAGUGCGGCACACCUAACAUAUACAGUUAAUAGCUACCAGUAAAGGGUCCAAAUGCCCAGAAAUCAGUUCCAGUGGAGAUAGCGUAGGCCACUCGACCGCCCACAACGGCAACUAUACCUGACCAGACAAAGGUAAGAACCAACGAUUUCUUGUCCACCUUGGAGUAGUCAAUCUUUUUCCCUGUUCGAUCCAUUUCCAUCCGCGCAAAGGCCCAGUCUUGCGGAUUCCGCAAGUACGCAUCCAUAUUGCCCUGAGCCUCAUCCCGACUGCACUUGUCACCGGCCAUGAAUUUCAAGACGGCUUGCUCGUAGUCUUCCGAUUGAAAAACGCGUUGAAACCACGGUUUGGGGCCGUGCAUAAGCAAGGUACGUGUAGCAUCGUAGCCUGCUUCGGGACCUUCCUCUGCUUUGGUGGCUACCCACUUUUCGCCGUCGAACUUUGGAGCCAUGAAUCGUGCCGACUGGGAUAACGAUCCCGUCGCCGUCGGGACUGAUGAUCUCUGAGGCUGGGGAGUCGUAAAGGCUUGCGCCAGACCGAAAACAAAGAACAAUAUAAGCAAGGUUUUCAUCAUAAUGAGGGCACGGUGUUGUACAACAGAUUGCCGGCGUGAUCUCUAC